Messenger RNA from Aspergillus wentii DTO 134E9, 3297 nucleotides. RefSeq names its product peroxidase/cytochrome P450 family protein. The record is from RefSeq and is a predicted model, not a curated record. Gene Ontology annotation, biological process: response to oxidative stress. The coding region runs from base 1 to 3297 and encodes 1098 amino acids. The transcript has 6 exons. NCBI's taxonomy places the organism in Eukaryota, Fungi, Ascomycota, Eurotiomycetes, Eurotiales, Aspergillaceae. Gene Ontology annotation, molecular function: peroxidase activity; heme binding; monooxygenase activity.
AUGGCCGAGAAGACAGGAUCUAUCACCAACGAAAUUGAGAAAUCUGCAUCUCAAGUCGAGCAGCUCGUCUCCGCAUCCUUACGACCCCUGCCUACUGAAACCGGUGAUGGGACUUAUAUCAAGCAACCGACUACGACUGGGAUUGCCCAUGACAUCGGCCACUUCGAUUUUGGCGAUCUCAAGACUUUACUGGAAGUCACCAAGAAUGCCACGACGGGCGAGCCGACUGAUGAUAAGAAGUAUAUACAGGAGCGGGUUAUUCAGCUCGCUUCUGGGCUGCCCUCGACCUCUCGUAAUGGCAGGGAGUUAACAAACGCAUUCCUAAACCAACUGUGGGGUGACCUGCAACAUCCACCAAUUUCGCUAUGCAGCUAUCUUGGUCGCGAAAACAUGUAUCGCAAAGCCGAUGGUUCAGGCAAUAACAUUCUAUGGCCACAAAUCGGCGCCGCAGGCACCAGUUAUGCAAGAUCAGUUCGGCCAAAGACCAUGCAGCCUUCUGCUCUUCCAGAGCCAGAGACGCUGUUCGACAGUCUUCUUGCCCGAAAAGAUUUCAAAGAACACCCAAACAAGAUAUCCAGCGUUCUGUUUUAUGUUGCAUCUAUCAUCAUCCAUGGUAUGUGUGUUACAAAACGCAUUGCUUUUUACAUGUCUAAUGAGAACCAAGACAUCUUUCAAACAGACCAAAAGGACCCCACGGCCACAGCGACAUCAUCAUAUUUGGAUCUCGGACCAUUGUACGGUAACAACCAGAAAGAACAGGAUGCCGUAAGAACUUUCAAAGAUGGAAAACUAAAAGCGGACUGUUUCUCUUCUGUCCGCGUUAUGGGUUUCCCUCCGGGUGUCGGCGUCCUACUGAUCAUGUUCAAUCGCUACCAUAACUAUGUGGUAGAGCAGUUGGCGAGGAUCAACGAGGGAGGGAGAUUUACAAAACCGGACGAAUCGAAUGAGACGGAAUAUGCAAAAUACGAUAAUGACCUGUUCCAGACUGGUCGUCUAGUGACCGGCGGUCUCUAUGUCAAUAUAAUCCUGAAAGAUUAUGUUCGAACAAUUUUGAACGUGAACCGAACGAACAGCGUUUGGAGUUUGGACCCUCGAACUGAGAUCAAGGAUGGAAUACUUGGUGAAGCCGCUGGCCAAGCUACAGGAAAUCAGGUUUCAGCUGAGUUCAACCUUGUGUAUCGCUGGCACUCUUGCAUUUCUCAACGCGACCAGAAAUGGACAGAAGAUAUGUACAAAGAAAUAUUUUCCGGAAAGGAUUCCAGUCAGGUCAAUUUGCAGGAAUUUGUUAUAGGCCUUGGGCAAUGGCAGGCGAAGCUACCGAGCGAUCCCCAGGAACGUCCAUUUGCCGGUCUACAGCGUCAAUCAAACGGGUCUUUCAGCGAUGAUGACCUUGUGAAGAUCUUUGAGGAGAGUGUUGAAGACUGUGCAGGUGCAUUCGGUGCUUCCAAUGUCCCCACCAUUUUCAAAAGUAUCGAGGCCCUUGGAAUAAAACAAGCGCGCUCCUGGAACCUGGCCACCUUGAACGAAUUUAGAAGUUUCUUCAAAUUAGCCCCAUACAAGACUUUCGAGGAGAUCAACCCUGAUCCAUACAUUGCCGACCAGCUCAGGAGAUUGUACGAUCACCCUGAUCUUGUGGAGAUGUAUCCAGGUGUCAUCGUUGAGGAUACUAAAGAGCCCCUGGUUCCUGGAAGUGGACUUUGUACCAACUUUACCAUCUCAAGAGCCAUUCUUUCUGAUGCAGUUGCUCUGGUCCGCGGUGACCGGUUUUACACGGUGGACUUUACCCCCAAGCACCUUACGAAUUGGGCGUAUAACGAAAUCAACUUCCAGCCGAGUGUGGACCAGACUCAAGUUUUCUCUCAACUGGUCUUCCGGGCUUUCCCUAACCACUUUAAGGGUGAUUCUAUCUACGCGCACUACCCUCUUGUCAUUCCAUCUGAGAACCGGAAGAUUCUUACCGACCUCGGUCAGGUCGAUAAAUACAGCUGGGACCGGCCCAGUUACACACCCAUGCCUCGAUUUAUCAACUCUCACGCCGCUUGUGUGUCAAUUCUCACUGACCAAGAAAAAUUCAAAGUCAUAUGGGGCAAAAAGAUUGAAUUCUUGAUGGAGAAUCAUGACCAGCCUUACGGCAAGGACUUUAUGCUGUCUGGGGACAGGCCACCCAACGCUGCGUCGCGUCAAAUGAUGAGAUUGGCUUUGUACCGGGAUCAAUGGGAAUCUGAGGUCAAGAAAUUCUACGAGGAGAUUACUUUGAAGCUUUUGCAUCAGUACUCUUAUAAGAUCGCUGGUGUCAACCAAGUCGACAUCGUUCGCGAUGUCGCCAACUUUGCGCAGGUCCACUUCUGUGCGAAUGUUUUCUCUUUGCCUCUCAAAACCGAAUCCAACCCUAGGGGCAUUUUCACCGAGUCUGAGCUGUACACGAUGAUGGCCGCUGUUUUUACUUCCAUCUUCUAUGAUGCGGACAUUGCAAAGUCUUUUCAACUCAACCAGGCCGCUCGAAAGAUAGCACAGCAGCUCGGCCAACUGACCAUGGCCAACGUUGAACUCGUGGCCAAGACUGGAUUCAUCGCCAGCUUGGUGAGCCAUCUGCACCGUCACGACGUCCUUAGUGCGUACGGCACGCACAUGAUCCAACACCUGUUACAGAGUGGCAAGGAGCCAAGCGAGAUUGUGUAUACUCAUAUUCUACCUACUGCAGGUGGCAUGGUGGCGAAUCAGGCCCAACUCUUUUCGCAGUGCCUUGACUAUUACCUGUCGGAUGAGGGCUUAGUCCAUCUACCGGAGAUAAACCGUUUAGCAAAGGAAGACACGCCCGAAGCUGACGAUAUCCUUUUGCGAUACUUCAUGGAAGGAGCUCGAAUCCGAUCAUCCGUUGCACUGCCUCGGCAGGUAGCAACUCCUACAGUUAUCGAAGACAAUGGCGAAAAGGUCAUGCUGAAGGCGGGCCAGGAAAUCAUCUGCAACUUGGUUUCGGCAUCCCACGACCCCGUCAGUUUCCCCGAACCCGAAAAGGUCAAACUUGACCGUGACAUGAAAUCAUACUCGCACUUUGGCUUUGGAGCGCACCAGUGUCUGGGUAUUGGACUCUGCAAGCUGGGACUCACGACUAUGCUCAAGGUCGUUGGUCGUUUGGACAAUCUCCGCCGUUGCCCAGGGCCCCAGGGUAAACAGUUCAGACUUUCUGGGCCUGGUGGAAUCGCACUGUAUAUGAAUGCUGACCACAGCAGCUUCUCGCCUUUCCCGACUACGAUGAAGAUUCAGUGGGAUGGUGAGCUGCCCCCAUUGUCGAAGUAA